Molecule: messenger RNA, 2439 nt
Organism: Hydractinia symbiolongicarpus
Lineage: Eukaryota; Metazoa; Cnidaria; Hydrozoa; Anthoathecata; Hydractiniidae
Product: protein ANKUB1-like
Exons: 3
Coding region: 257-2053 (598 amino acids)
Molecular function (GO): protein binding
Source: RefSeq, a predicted model, not a curated record
ACAAAAUAUUACAUUUAACACCGCUAUUCCACAAUAAAUUUUAACACAAUGAAAAUUAUAACAUAUGAAUAUUAUACAUAUUCAAUGUAUUCUUGUAACAAAAUGCUUUUUUUAAAAUAAUUUGAACGUUUUAAGUUGUAAUUGUAGUAAACUUUUUGUCACUCUCGCUUAAAUUAGAGCGCAACUCUUUCAAAACAUUAUGAACAAGUUCAAGUAUAAGUUUUUUUCUUUCUUUUUAUUAUUAAAGUAAAAAUAAAUGGUUCUAGAACCAAACAGGACAGUUUUAGUAGAAACUCUAAAGUAUACAAAACUAUGUAGCUACUCAUGUCAAAAAGGAUUAAAAUUUUGUCUCUGGUUUAUAAUGAAGAUUACAGCAUUGUAUAAACGCCACACAUUUCCGAUAACCAUUGAUCCAACAGACACCUUUAAAAUUAUAAGGCGCAAAAUACGCAUUGAAAUAUGCAACACGAUAAAUCUUUCGCACAAAUGGGAGCUAAGGCUCUAUUUGCACGGUGUUUUGAUGCCUGAUAACAUUGUUGCCAAUGAUAUCGGAUUAAAAUCAGGUGAUAGGUUACACUGUCGUUUCAAAGAAAAAAUAAGCAGCGAGUUGCUAGUGCUUGUGAAAUAUGAUAAGCGAACUGUGGAGUUGCGAGAAAAAAUAUGCUUCGAAACAAGCACGGUGGAGCAUCUACGUGUUCUUUUACAGAACAAGUUAGGCAUUCCAGUAAGUCUAUUCCGUUUAGUACAAGUAAAAGAAAGUGUUCUUAAUUUAAAAGAGCAUAGAAGAGAACUCUUUGAUAUUCAUACACUGAAGCAUUACGAUAUAACUGAAGGUGAUAUUAUACAUUUGGAGGUGUGGAAGAACACUAAAAGCUUUCUGAUUGGUGCAUUAAAAGGGGAUAUUAUACAAACAUUGAAUAGCAUUCCUAGUUACUACGAUAACUCAGAUUUAAACAGAUAUCUACUCAGAGUAGCAUUGUUCAUAGCAGCUCACAAAAAUUUCGCGAAGUUGGCAGUUCAAAUCAUGCAGCGUGGCAUAAGAUGCGAAGAAGCAGUGGGAGAGCAUCCCUCCAGACAAUGGUGUGUGCGACAGUCUCAUCCUGAGGUGCAUAAAACUGCAGUGCAUCAAGCAGCUGAACAAGGGAGUUUGGACUGUUUACAACUUUUCCUACGCCAUAGCCCAGCGUCCGUAAUAAAACAAGAUGGUUACAAGUUAACUCCGUCUAACUUAGCGUCACUUCAUCGUAAAAUGGAAUGCUGGAAACUUCUGAUCAGUUCACAGUUCAUGUACUACAAAAUCAGAGGAAUCCGGUUAACAGUGUAUGCCAGAAUUAUGCAGUGGUGCUACAAAGCACGAGAAAGAAUUAUGUGUUUUAAGGGCCAACCUUUAUUUUUGCAGUCAAAUCUCAAGAAUCCAAAUCGUGUUGUCUUAGGAAAUGCUUUAACGGUUAAUGGUGUGGAAUGUGAUAGUUUUGACAGUAUGUGUGACGACUGUACAAAAUUGCCUGCUAAAGUCAACAAGAAAUCACGUGACACACACGUACCAGUUGUAAAGAGAAGUGAGGAAAUGCUCAAAUUUCCUUCUAGGAAAAUAUCUGUCCGGCAAUUCAAUUUAAACAAGUCUUUAAGGAUAUCCUCACCGCCUAUCAAGUCAGAUCAAUGGAAGGUUCCAAUUACAGCUAAAAUAGUUAGAAAUGAACACAGCAGUAAAAGCAUCCAGCCUAAAAAAGAGGGAAUACCAAUCUUAUUCUCCGCUCUGCAUGAUUCUAAAUUGUAUGCGAAUUCUCCAAAGUUCAAUACUUUUCCAGAACACGCCGGCAAUCGUAUUCAUUCUAAGAAGAGCAUUUUGAAAUCAUCCUCAAAAUGUAGGAGCCAAACUGAAGAUUUACUUUUACGCACUACCGGAUUGUCUUCACGCGACAUAGCACAACAGUGUUUAAAGCUUGGUCUCUUGUUUGAGAAAAGAGGAUGGUGGACGCAAAUGGAUGUUGCUAUGAGAAGCAGCAAAAACAUAAUUCAAAGAAGAGAAGAAGGAAAAAACUAUUUUAAUUAAAAUCUAAUUCCCAUCUGCUUAACAAAAACAACCUUAGUUACAAUUCAUGUGUUGGUUCUCGUACCGUGAAAUAAGCUAUUUCUUUAGUGGAGGCUAUGCGUAAUCGAUUAGAUAUUGCGAAAAAUAUUAUUAAAAAAAAAUUCACGUUAGUCUCCAGUGGAGACCAAGCUUUAUAAAGCGGCUUCGCCAAAAUGAGGAAUUUUUGCAUGUAAUGUUCACCAAAGCAGAAGAAAAGUUUCAACUCCCUGUCCUUUUUACUUUUUUUAUGUUUAUACCAAACUCUUAAAAGGAGAGAAAAAGUCCGAUAUGAACGUGAUGGGAAGAAGUCCUGUAAAGGAGGUUAAAAAUAAUGGCAUACUUCACUAGAGAUAAUUAAGUAACAGCUA